CGUCCAGCUUUCACCUGGCCUUUAUUACCUUUACAAUGCUGUUCUGUCCAAAUUGCGCGAAUCUGCUUGUUAUAUCGGCGGAGACGGGCUACAACAAAUGGGCAUGCAACACCUGUGCGUACGAGUUCCCGAUAACUAAGCAAAUGACCUCGCGCACCAAGAUGAAGCGCAAGGUGGUUGACGAUGUUCUAGGUGGCGAAGAGAUGUGGAAGCACGCUGACUCGACCGCUGCGACUUGCCCGAAGUGCGACUUUGGGAGGGCGUACUUCUAUCAGCUUCAGAUCAGGUCCGCUGAUGAGCCCAUGACAACGUUCUAUCGAUGUGCCUCGUGUGGGAACAACUGGCGCGAGAAUUAACGGCAAAAGACCAUAUACCGUGAGCCUGUCCAGACGGCUACUCAGAACAGCGCUUCUUCAAUAUAUUGCGGAACACGCACUGGUGACUUCUCGAAUGGCGACCGAGACCAGCGAGAAGUUCGGGACGUUACGUAGACGGGAAGGAGAGAAUAAGGUAUCUCCAUGGCUUAUGACUGGGUCUACAGACUAGCGACUAGUAGCGGCUGGACCUGUAUGCUCUGAUCCCGUUCUGUCGUGUAUGCCCACGGCGGCAGCGGCGAAACUCGUCUCAACUAUAGGAUUCUCGUGGGAGGGCUGCUAGUCCACAUUGAACGCUUCGUUG
This is a messenger RNA of Fomitopsis serialis, 678 nucleotides long. RefSeq lists its product as uncharacterized. The coding region runs from base 36 to 356 and encodes 106 amino acids. The record is from RefSeq and is a predicted model, not a curated record. The transcript is spliced from 6 exons. NCBI's taxonomy places the organism in Eukaryota, Fungi, Basidiomycota, Agaricomycetes, Polyporales, Fomitopsidaceae. Gene Ontology annotation, molecular function: DNA-directed RNA polymerase activity; zinc ion binding; nucleic acid binding. Gene Ontology annotation, biological process: termination of RNA polymerase III transcription; DNA-templated transcription; regulation of DNA-templated transcription. Gene Ontology annotation, cellular component: RNA polymerase III complex.